UCUCACCGCAGUUGAACAAAGUCAACAUGUUCUCCAUUGUCCUGGCAUCUGUGCUCAUCGCUAGCGCCUUCGGGUGCGGCACUCCCGCCACCGAGCCCCUCAUGACUCGUGUAGUCAACGGAGUGGACGCCAUCCCCAACAGCUGGCCCUGGCAGAUCUCCCUGCAGUACCAGAGGAAUGGUCAGUGGGGGCACACCUGUGGAGGAUCUCUGAUUGCCACCAACUGGGUCAUGACCGCUGCCCACUGCAUCAACACUGACCUGACCUACAGAGUCUUUGUUGGAAAGCACAACCUGGUGACAUUUCGUCACACCGACAGCAUGACAGUUUGGAAGUGGAACAUUUAA
Messenger RNA from Alosa alosa (allis shad), 347 nucleotides. RefSeq names its product chymotrypsin-like elastase family member 2A. The record is from RefSeq and is a predicted model, not a curated record. Gene Ontology annotation, molecular function: serine-type endopeptidase activity. The transcript has 5 exons. Lineage: Eukaryota; Metazoa; Chordata; Actinopteri; Clupeiformes; Clupeidae. Bases 27 to 347 code for a protein of 106 amino acids. Gene Ontology annotation, biological process: proteolysis.